Episyrphus balteatus (marmalade hoverfly) is the source of this 3148-nucleotide messenger RNA. It is a transcript of the gene INTS7, whose product is annotated as integrator complex subunit 7. Gene Ontology annotation, cellular component: integrator complex. The record is from RefSeq and is a predicted model, not a curated record. Bases 112 to 3087 code for a protein of 991 amino acids. The transcript has 14 exons. Gene Ontology annotation, biological process: snRNA 3'-end processing. NCBI's taxonomy places the organism in Eukaryota, Metazoa, Arthropoda, Insecta, Diptera, Syrphidae.
UUAACCGGCUGGAGUUGUUUUGGCCUCUGAAUUUUUGCUUUUUUGUUAAUAUUUUUUACCCAAUUAUUAAUUAAAAAUCUAAUAAAUAAUAAUUUUAAAGUGAUUAUAAAAAUGUCCUCGUUAUCGGGUAUUCGAGUUCAUAUGUUCAAUGAGAAUUUUCUCAAUGAAACCGAACAAGAUGCAAACUCUGUUCUCACCGAACUUGAUAAAGGUUUAAGAUCUACAAAAAUUGGUGUUCAGUGUGAAGCUAUUGUAAGGUUUCCUCGUUUAUUUGAAAAGUAUCCAUUUCCAAUUUUGAUAAAUUCUUCAUUCUUGAAAUUGGCCGAAUUUUUCUGGAGUGGGUCAAAUCUACUUCGUUUUUGGGUCCUAAAAGUCUGUCAACAAAGUGAAAAUCACUUGGAUAAAAUUCUCAACAUUGAUGCAUUUGUUAAAAGAAUUUUUAUGGUUACGCAUUCGAAUGAUCCUGUUGCAAGAGCCUUGACACUCCGGACCUUGGGAGCAGUAUCUAGAGUUAUACCCGAAAAGCAACAAGUGCAUCAUUCUAUUCGAAGAGCUUUGGAUAGUCAUGAUACGGUGGAAGUAGAAGCUGCUAUUUAUGCAAGCGGACAAUUUGCUGCUCAGUCAAAGACAUUUGCUAUUAGCAUGUGUUCGAAAAUAGCAACAAUGAUUGAAUCUCUUCAAACUCCGGUCAGUAUGAAACUUCAAUUGAUUCCUGUGCUGCGUCAUAUGCAUCACGAUGCAAACACUGCAGCCAUGGUUAAAGAUCUUUGCUUGAAUCUUCUUCCUAAAUAUCCUGCUGAAAGUUUUGUUAUUGCCAUUUUAGACUCACUGACUAAAUUAUCGAGUCAAACUCUAAUUGGAAUUCCAGACCAAGUAGAUUUACUCCUUACAUACUUGCAAGAUCCUCGCAAGAAAGUACGUUGUCAGGUGUUAAAGUCAUUAACAACAUUGGCAACGCAAAAAAGUGCCCAUUCAUGGCCUAAAGGAUCACUUAAGAAUCUGAUAACCAAAGCAAAAACUUGUGUUGAAGGUACUGAACAGACUUUGGUGCUGACUGUAGUUCUUACUCUCACCGAAUGUCCCCUGACUUGCCAUGCUCUGCUCAAUGAAGAACAAAGUUUGAUAAUUGAGCUUUGUUCGUCUUGUUUGAAUUUAGAAAAUCAUACAGCAGCUAGUCAAGCACUGGCCAUUUUGAAAGGAUUGGUACUCUAUUGUCAUGCAAAUUCAACUCCACCACCAGAAGUGAUUAUGGAACUUAUCAACAUACAUUUGGAGAGUCUUAUUUUUUCUUCAGUUGGCAACGAAAAUCAUACCAAAGAGUUAAAGAAAUAUCUUAUCUGUGGAGUUAAAAUAUCAGAAGCAAACAAUGAAUUUGGUGAAGAUUUUAUUGAAAUGAUUGGUGACCUAUUAAGUGAUGAAAUAACUUAUCCAAAAAAGCACUCGGAACUCUUAUGCGAAACAUUAGCUGCUUUGUCAUCAAAAUUUCAACUUCGUAAAUUUACGGCUCCAAAAACAGAUGCUAUGGACACUGACGAAGAUCCACCUACCGAGGUAGUGAAUCCAGUUGCUGAACGUCUUCCACAAAUCUUGAAAAAAUUGAAUUCAAUUGUUGAUAGCGACUGCAAGGACGAAUCAAGAAUCAUUGAAAUUCUUUCAGCAGUAAUGCUUCAGUCACUAAUCGGAUGUUUCAUACCCAGCGUUGUUCUUGAUACUUUUGAUCGUAUUGCCGCCGUUAGCAAUUGCUGGACUUUGUAUCGAAUCGGUAGAUCAGCUUCUAGGUAUGGACAACAUUUCCUAGCUGCGAGAUUCUUUUUACGAAUUUCAAACUAUGCAUCAAUGGAUAAAUUCCAUUUCUUUCUAAUCGGUGUUUCUCAAAUGGCCAAAGCUGAAUGUAUUCUCAAUUAUGGAUUAGAAUAUGAAACAAUGUGCCAGCACUACAACCUUUGUGAUCCAAAAUACACUAACAAUCAGUUGAAAUUGAUUCCACUCAUAGAACGUUUAGAUAUGGCCAUAAGCUUGUACUGGGAAGCACUUGCUAGCUUGCGAGCAAGCUCGUCUGCUACAAGUCCACUUACAUUCCAGUUGGAAUUUAUUAAACUUCGAGCUCAAUUUCUACAAACAUUAUUUAGUGUUGUGACGGCUAAAAAUGCUCAAACAAUUAUUCCACCUCCGGCAAUUGCUGCAAGUUUGGCACAAAAUUCACGUGAUUAUUUGCAAAAGUUCGGACACGUAACUAAUCAGUUGAGAAAAGUUGUUAAAUCAAUUAAAGGAUGUGAGGAUUCAUAUUUGAAAUUGUAUAAAUCUGCAUUUGAUGCUGAUCCCUCUACACUUGAAUUCCUGGAAUUAACAGAAUAUCAAUGUGCUUUGUUUGGAAACAUUAUUGAAGGCGUUUGCUAUGCAUCACCAUCAGAGCCACCUUUGUCAGUGAUGAAUGGACAAUAUCCAGAGACUAAAUAUCUCAUAAACACAUGCGCCAAAAUGGAAAUCUUUGCUCAGAACUUACCGCAAGAGCCAGGAAACGCUAAAACAAUUACCAACAGGCACAUGGAUGUUAUAACUAGCGAGAUAGAACUGAUAGUUAAAACUCCAAUAUGUAUGCCGAGAUAUUUCUUUCAAACACUUCAAGCUACGCAAAUAAAACUAUCAGUAAGUCCACAGCCACGAGCUGCUGGCGAGCAUAUAAUUGUUCAGUCAGGUAGUAACUUGGUUAUAAAAGUGGAAGGAGUUAUUCAGCAUUAUGGAAAAUGUCCAAGCUUAUUUAGAUCUGUGGACUCUGUCCAACUAAGUUUAACAUCACAAUUAAUGACUCCACGCGUUAACACAGAUUGUAUAAAACCGACCAGCGAUACAGUUACAUUAACCCAGACAGUGAAGCCUCAAAGAGAUUUCUUAUCUGGUAGUUUUCUUCUGCCUAUUUCAAUUGGUGGUCAAUGGAAUGUAACACUGGAAACAUUUGUUAUUGAUGAAGUUGGAAUAACAUGGAGUACAGGACCAAAGAGCUCUAUGAUUGUUCGCGUAUUAGAUGAUCCUAACAAACCACAGCCAGCAUCAACAUCAACUAGCAGUAUUCCAGCUAGGCGGUUUUAGUAUUCAUAAAUAUUGUAUUUAAUAAAUUUUUAUUGCAAUAAAACAAACAUAAAACAUAUAA